AUGCGACCGCUACAGCAAAGAUCUAUGAACUACGGUGAUGCUGCUGCUGCUGCUGAUGAUGAUGAUUCGAAUGGUGAUGAUGCGGAUGAUGAUGAUGAUGACGAUGAUGGUGAUGUUGAUGAUGAUGAUUCUGGUGGUGAUGAUGAUGAUGUUGAUGAUGAUGAUGAUGACGUUGAUGAUGAUUAUUCGGAUGAUGAUGAUGAUAUUGAUGAUGAUGAUGAUGAUGACGUUGAUGAUGAUGAUUCGGAUGAUGAUGAUGAUAUUGAUGAUGAUAAUUCGGAUGGUGAUGAUGAUGAUGACAGUAAUUCAUAUUAUUAUUAUUAUAGAACACAGUUUGGCGAACCAAUUGCUUUUCAUUAA
This is a messenger RNA of Echinostoma caproni, 360 nucleotides long. Lineage: Eukaryota; Metazoa; Platyhelminthes; Trematoda; Plagiorchiida; Echinostomatidae. The record is from the annotation of a GenBank genome assembly.